Molecule: messenger RNA, 516 nt
Organism: Penicillium egyptiacum
Lineage: Eukaryota; Fungi; Ascomycota; Eurotiomycetes; Eurotiales; Aspergillaceae
Source: the annotation of a GenBank genome assembly
AUGUCUGCCAGCCCUUCUUCCACCGCUGGUGGCGACACCAAGCCAUCGGAUCAGAUUCACUUUAAGUUUUGCCGUGAAUGCUCCAACCUGCUCUACCCCAAGGAGGACCGUGUCAACAACCAGUUGAUGUUCACCUGCCGUACUUGCCAUGUUGGCGAGCCUGCGUCCUCUCACUGUGUUUACCAAAACCAUCUCCAUAGCCAAGUCGGUGAUACUGCCGGUGUCACUCAGGAUGUGACGUCUGACCCCACGGUUUGUGCUCCUGGUUUUUGUACUCUUUGCGGUGAUAUAGUCGCUUGUUCUAUUUGCGGCCCCACCCCGGAUGAGGAGGAUCUCCCCGAGGAUGCGCCGCCUGCGGGUGACAGCCUGGAGUCCUCUGAACUCCCACGGGCCAACAAGCUCUGUCCAAGCUGCGGCGAAACCGAAGCGGUCUUUUUCCAGUCACAACAACGAUCUGCCGAAACCGGCAUGAAACUCUACUACGUCUGUUGCGCGUGCGGCCAAGUCUACGUGUGA